Psilocybe cubensis is the source of this 1071-nucleotide messenger RNA. Its product is annotated as Oxidoreductase. The record is from RefSeq and is a predicted model, not a curated record. The transcript has 3 exons. The coding region runs from base 1 to 1071 and encodes 356 amino acids. Lineage: Eukaryota; Fungi; Basidiomycota; Agaricomycetes; Agaricales; Agrocybaceae.
AUGAAUAAGGGCAAUUACAGUGUACGCUCAAGACCUGCUUCAACGGCCGGGGUGCCAGGCACAUGCGUCACUGCAUCGGCUCCUGACACUAAUUCCCUUGCAUUACUCGUUGCAUUCACUUCCGUGUACCUUCGCGGCCAAUCAAUGGUUCCUCAUCUUUCUGCUAUUGCUCAAAGCAAUGCUGCUCUUGUUGGAGGUCUUAAAGGCGCUCCAGUGGCUGUUUUUCUUGGAGGAACAUCUGGCAUUGGUCAAGGGCUUGCGGAAACUUUCGCACGGUGGCGCAACGGCAAUGCGCACAUUAUCAUUCUUGGACGGAACGAGGCCGCUGCACGAGAUAUCAUUGCCCAUUUCCCCAAGCCCACCGCUUCUGGGGCUUCAUGGAGCCACGAAUUCAUCCAAUGCGACGCGACCCUUAUGAAGAACGUUCGCGCUGCUGCUGAGAAAAUACUCUCUAAACAUCCCAAAGUCAAUUACCUCGUCAUGACCCCGGGAUAUUUCUCGACAUCUGGAAGAGAUGAGACGUCAGAAGGGAUCGACAAGAAGCUUGCAGUGCAUUACUACUCUAGGUGGAGGCUUACAUAUGAUCUCCUACCUGCAUUGAAGAAGGCCAAAGAGGAGGGAGAACACGUGAGAGUGCUUUCAGUGUAUUCCACAGGCUAUGGAGGGCCAAUCAAUGAGGAUGAUUUUGGGCUGAAGAAAACAUUCUCGAUGAAAAAUGCCUUGGAGUCAGCUGCAACAUACAAUGACUUAAUGGUGGAGGCAUUCCAUGAACGAAACCCUGGCAUCGUCUUCUCUCAUGCAUUUCCUGGCGGCGUCUCCACCAAUCUCAUGAGCUCAGCACGUACCCCUUGGAUGCGGGCUGUUGCGCCUGUUGUGAACACUCUCACCAAACCGUUCCUCGUUACCCAAGAUCAAUGUGCUGAGUAUCUAUGGUCAGGCCUUCUCAAUACGAAUAUUGGUGCGUAUAGAAUGGGGAGAAGGGGAGAAAAUCUUGGGAAGCAAGGAUAUCACGGGAACGAAAAAUUGAGGCAGAAGCUUUGGGAGCAUUCAAAGGAUGCCACUGAUGUAUGA